Molecule: messenger RNA, 729 nt
Organism: Ogataea haglerorum
Lineage: Eukaryota; Fungi; Ascomycota; Pichiomycetes; Pichiales; Pichiaceae
Exons: 2
Coding region: 1-729 (242 amino acids)
Cellular component (GO): plasma membrane
Source: RefSeq, a predicted model, not a curated record
AUGAAGAGCGAGUACUGGAGCAAUUUGGCGGGCGGCGCAGUGAUUGGGCUGGCGUGCACCGCGUAUCUGUUUCUGCUGGGCCGCGUUGCUGGGAUCAGCGGCAUGAUCGGCCGCGUUGUGUCCGGGGAGAGCAUCUGGCCGGACGCUGCGUUUCUGGCGGGGCUGGCGACGGGGCCCGUUGUUUGGAGCUGCGCUACCGGGGACUGGCCCGAGCUAUCGCUGAGCACGCCGUGGUACGUGCUGCUGCCGGCAGGGUUUCUUGUUGGCUAUGGCACGCGGCUGGGAAGCGGCUGCACGAGCGGGCACGGGGUGAUGGGUCUUGCAAGGCUGUCUCCGCGCAUAGGCCUGAUUCUUGGCGGAAUGGCCAACCCCGCCACCGUGCGCGCGUUUCUGGACCUGGCCGGCGACUGGAACCCGUCGCUGGUGUUUGUGCUGGGAGGAGCGUUGUCUGUUGCAUUUGCCGGGGUGAGGCUGCAAAAACGGCUUUCGCGGCCGGUGCUGGAGAAAUCGUUCCAGCUGCCGACGGCGCGCCAGAUCGACGCCCCUCUGGUGGCCGGGAGCUGUCUGUUCGGCGUCGGCUGGGGGCUGAGCGGGUUCUGUCCUGGCCCGGCCGUACUGUCCAUAUUUGUCGGCCAAUGGCCGAGUCUCACGUUCGUGUUGGGCCUGCUACUUGGUAUGGCUACGUACGGUAUGAGGAGGGGCCAAGCUAACACCGGCAAGACCAAUUGA